GCAAGAAUCCUGCAGUCUCCCCAGCUCCAGCUCCAGCUCCUCUCACAGAACCCGCAGCACCAUGAAGGUCCUGGCAGCCACCCUGGCCACUCUGCUCCUCCUGGCCACCUGCUUCUCAGCUGAGGGUCACUUCGAUGGUGUCCCCAGCACCUGCUGCUUCAGCUACCAGAAGCAGCCCAUCCCUCGGCGCCGCGUCAGCUCCGUCUUCGUCACCAGCAGCUCCUGCAUCCAGCCGGGCGUGAUUGUGGUCACCCACAAGAAGAAGCAGCUGUGUGCAGAUCCAAGGGCAGCAUGGGUGCAGGAGCUCCUGAAGCACUUCCAGAGCCAGGAAAACUGAGCCUUCCCUGCUGACAGCCACAAUGCCACCCCUGCACAGCUUCCAGCCUCGGGCACCACAGAGAGGAUUUGACCCCCAGCCUUCUUCAAUGGAGAAAAUUAUUUUAUUUAACUUAUUUAAGUUAAACUAAAUAUUGGGUUUUUUUCUAAACAUUAUUUUAAAAUAAUUUCUAAAAAUUAUUUAAACUAUGUCAGAAUAAUACACUAAAAUAA
This is a messenger RNA of Passer montanus (Eurasian tree sparrow), 549 nucleotides long. Its product is annotated as C-C motif chemokine 3-like. The transcript is spliced from 3 exons. The record is from RefSeq and is a predicted model, not a curated record. Gene Ontology annotation, molecular function: CCR chemokine receptor binding; chemokine activity. Gene Ontology annotation, cellular component: extracellular region. Gene Ontology annotation, biological process: positive regulation of GTPase activity; cellular response to interleukin-1; positive regulation of ERK1 and ERK2 cascade. NCBI's taxonomy places the organism in Eukaryota, Metazoa, Chordata, Aves, Passeriformes, Passeridae. The coding region runs from base 62 to 337 and encodes 91 amino acids.